This is a messenger RNA of Anolis carolinensis (green anole), 5691 nucleotides long. RefSeq names its product NHL repeat containing 3 (gene nhlrc3). The record is from RefSeq and is a predicted model, not a curated record. Bases 56 to 889 code for a protein of 277 amino acids. Gene Ontology annotation, cellular component: extracellular region. The transcript is spliced from 7 exons. Gene Ontology annotation, molecular function: protein binding. Lineage: Eukaryota; Metazoa; Chordata; Lepidosauria; Squamata; Anolidae.
CUGAGCAUGCGCAGACCUGCUCGGGGAGGGGCGCGUUCCUCUGGGCUGCCUGGCGAUGGGGGUCCCCUCCGUAUCCGGGUUCCGGCUGGUGGUGGCCUUUGCGGGGGGCUCCCUGCUCUUCGUGGUCCUAGCUUCGUAUAGGGCAGGGAGCGAGCUUCAGAUACUCAACCAGUUGACUAUCUACUCUUUCUGGAAAAGUGACAAGCCGAUUUACAAGCUUGACGUAAGCUGGCCUAAAUUUCCAGAACUACUAACAGGCCAAACGUUUUGCGUUGCUGUUGACCACAUCCAUGGAUUAGUUUACAUUGGACAGAGAGGUGAUAAUAAUGUGCCAAAGGUUGUGGUGUAUGGCGAAGAAGGCUCUUUCUUACAAGCAUGGAACACCACCAUUGAAAUGCCCCAUGGCAUGUUUGCACUGAACACUCCCAAUGCAAGUUCCAUUUGGAUCACAGAUGUUGGCACUGGUGGAUGUGGACACACAGUUAAACAGUAUGAUCCUGCAGGAAAUUUGCUUCAAGUCCUGGGCACACCAGGUAAAGCUGGUUCUGGGACAAACCCCCUGCAGUUUGACCAGCCAGCAGAGAUUUUUGUUGAAGAAACAGGUGACAUCUACAUUGUGGAUGGGGAUGGAGGGAUGAACAACCGCUUGCUCAAAGUGACUCAAGAUUUAAAGACUUUGUGGCUGCAUGGGGAGAAGGGUUCUGCCAUUACACAGUUUAGGAUUCCACACAGUGUAACAUUGGAUUCUGUUGGACGGGUAUGGGUAGCUGACAGAGUCAACCAACGGAUCCAGGUUUUUGAUAAAACCACAGGGGAAUGGUUGGGCUCUUGGAGUAGCUGCUUCACAGAAGAUGGACCUUAUUCUGUCAGAGCCUGCUCCUCCAACUAAAAAGCUGAGAUGGGCUUUGGAGCAUUAAAAGGAAGUAAAGUGUCAAUGUGGAAAGAAGAAGAAGCAGUCACAUAAUGCAAAAAAAAAAAAAAAAAAAAAGGAAAAGGUGUCUCAACUGAAACUUUAUCACCAAUCCAUAUUUUCUACAACAACCCAGAAUUUUCAAAAUCCAAUUGCCACAGGGGCAGACAGUGAGGUGAAAUCUUCUGAACAGGGGCACAGACAACAAAACAAACACCACAAGAUUGUUAACCCUAUGCUAUGCUAACCAAAGAUUAUAUAUAUACACAGACACACACAUAAUAAAAGUGAAAAUGUGUAUGUGGUGGAGGUGUCCACUUACACAGACAGCCUCUCACCUUCAUGAACAGCUAUAACCCACAGUGCUGAGGAGCCACCAAAAGCACUCUCUCCACUGACCUCACAAGUUAUAGCGAGCACCAUGAACAUGUAGCCCAAACCCUGCCAAUGCUUUUCCCAAACACCAUACUGCCCACCACCCAAGUGAAGGCUUUCAUACGGGGACAAUUUCCUCCUAGAUGUCCUGUUUUUCCUCCAGAAUGGACAUCCCAAGGUUCCUUAUUGUCUUCAUUGGUGUGGAAUUUGCAUGACCCCACCCACUGCCUCUCCCUUAACAAUUUUCUACCCACAGCAAACAGAAGUAUUGAUCAGCAACUGAACAAGAGGUUUGGGGAGAAUUCACCAUGAUUUGUAGGAGUUGUAGGUACUGGGAUGUAUAGUUCACCUGCAAUCAAUUAGCACUCUGAACUCCACCAAAGGUGGAAUUUGACAAAACUUGGCACACAGAGCCCUCAUGACCAGCAAAAAAUAUUGGAGGUCUUUGGGGAAAAUUCACCUUAAUUUGAGGGAGUUGUAGUUCACUUACAUCCAGAGAGCACUGUCCACCCAAACAACAAUGGAUCUGGACCAAGCUUGGCACACAUACCUGAUAUGAUGGGAGAACUGACUUUCCUUUCUGGGAGUUGUAGUUCACCCACAACCAGGGAAACUGUGACCUCCACCGAUGAUGGACUUAGGCCAAACUUGGUACACAGAACCCCCAUGACUAACUCAACCUACUGGAGGGGUUUGAGGGGACUGACUCACCAUAGUGGGAGUUGUAGUUUACCCUGCAGCCAGAGAGCACACGAAACCUCACAGAUGAUACAUCCAGAGCAAACUUGCCCAACAUAACAAACUUUAAGUACUGAUGGGGUUUCUCAGGGUUAAAUUGGCAUACUGUCAGUUGUAGUUCACCCACAACCUCAUGCAUUUUGUACAAUUAAAAUUUUGACUUUUUCAAAUAACCCGGGCUGGGUACCCAAGCUAGUGUGUGUGUAUGUGUAUAUAUAUAUAUACAUAUGGCUGGCGUUACACUUAAAAAAUGUACCUGCCCCAUUUGCCUCAUUCUAAUGUUAAUGAUGAACAGAAAUGUUAAUGUUAGAAAGUAUUUGACCAGCGAGAACAACACAGGCUCUGUGUCCCUACAGGCAGGAGUUCAGUUCUAAGGUCAAAAGUUUGCAGUUACUCACCACCCAAGAAUUGGAUUCCUCCAGCCACCCUGCCCACAGUCCUGGAGAUAAGCUCCGACACGCAGCAUCCCAUGAGCGCAGUCAGGGCCACCAGAAGAAGAAGCCCGCAGCCCAGCCCUGUCACCACGGUGCAGAUCAUCCACUCCACGCUCGGGAUGGCCUGGAAGGAGGCGUAGCGCCCGCACUGCUCCACCAUCACCGUGAUCUGGCGGCUCUCGUCUCGGACAGGAUAGGAACAUCUCCGGAAAGUGCCAAAAGAUACCGGCUUUUCCAGCUGGGACCCCAGCAGCCAGUAAGGCAUGAAGAACCCCACACAGGAGACGCCAGCGCAGACGAAGGAAAAAAAGGCCCAUAUCACCCCUGUGCAUGUAAGGCUGGAUACCAUUUUCCCGCCCAUGGCGAUGCACUGUGGCAAAGGCGAGCCUGGAAGACGAUUCUGUAUGUGCUGUGCAAGUUUGGAGGAGUACUGUGGAUAAUCCAAAAGCCCUUAGUUCCAGUUACUCCCCAGUCCGACAAGACCUUCUGUAAGAGGCAUCGUGUUUGGUUCUUUUAUCAUUGAGAGUAAAGUUCCUGGUGCAGCCAGGAGUUUUUGCCUCGAUCCUUCCUUCUCAAUGACAGCUGAAGUUGUUGCAGUGACAGGCAAUAGGGAAAUGAAAGAAGAACAAAUCAGAAAAAAAUAACCAUUAGCACAAUCUUUCUUUAGGUGCAAGACUGAUUUUUUUUCUAAUGUGUCAAGGAUUUGUACCAUAUUUAUGGCCACUGACUAAAAUUAUUCCUAUUUUUCAAUAGGCCAACAACCAAUAAUUUCACAAUCAGCAAUGGCCUAUAGACCUCCACUUUGAGUACCAUCACAUAAGUAUAUAACACCUACUUGUUCCAUCAACAAUGGGAUGGAAGGGAAACUAUGAAAGUAGCUGGAGAAAACAAGGCAAAAGGCGGUGAAAGUUUGGUAAAGGUAGGGCUACCAGAUCCAAGGAAUAGGGUGCCCAUUCACACUACAUAAUUAUAGUGCUACAAUUCCACUUUUUAAUAGUAUUAUUAAUAUUAUGAUGAUGUUGUCGAAGGCUUUCAUGACUGGAAUCACUGGGUUGCUGUGGGUUUUCUGGGCUGUAUGGCCAUGUUCCAGAAGCAUUCUCUCCUGACCUUUCCCCCACAUCUAUGGCAGGCAUCCUCAGAAGCUGUGAGGUCUGUUGGAAACUAGGUAAAUUGGGGUUUAUAUAUCUGUGGAAGGUCAAGGGUAGGCAAGUAUGAACAUUGCAAUUGGCCAGCUUAAUUAGCAUUGAAUAUCCUUUCAGCUUCAAGGUCUGGCUGCUUACUGCCUGAGGUGUUAGCUGGCCCUGAUUGAUUCAUGUCUGUUUUCUGACUGGUGUUCUUUAUUUACUGUCCUGAUUUUAGAGUUCGUUUUAAUACUGGUUGUUAGAUUGUCUUCAUUUUCGUGGUUUCUUCCUUCUUGUUGAAAUUGUUCACAUGCUUGUGGAUUUCAAUGGCAUCUCUGUGUAGUCUGACAUGGCAGUUGUUAGAAUGGUCCAACAUUUCUGUGUUCUCAAAUAAUAUGCUGUGUCCAGGUUGGUUCAUCAAGUGCUCUGCUAUAGUUGAUUUCUCUGGUUAACUUAGCACACAGACAUUGAAGCUAAAAGGCUAUUCAAUGCUAACAAGGUGGCCAGUUCCAACAUUCAAACAGACAAACAAACUGUCUCAAACAGACAAGAGUUAUUUUUCCCAGCUUGAACAUUUUAGAUAUAUACACCCCAAUUUUUCUAGUUUCAACAGACCUCAAACCUCUGAGGAUGCUGCCAUAGAUGCAGGCGAAACAUCAGGAAAGAAUGCUCCUGGAACAUGGCCAUACAGCCUGGAAAACUCACAGCAACCCUAUUAUUAUUAUUAUUAUUAUUAUUAUUAUUAUUGUUUAUUUAUAUCCCACUUUUUCUCUCCACAAGGAGACCCAAACAGCUUUAAUUGCUAUGACAGUGCCCUAUGGAAUUUAAGUUUAGUCAGAGGAACCAAAGGAGCUCCUUGGCUGAAGAUCCGAAAUGCCUCUCCCAACAUUGUCAAUUCCAUAGGAUGCGGCCAUGAAAGUUAAAGCGGAAUUCUAAUGUGACAACUGUGUAAUGUGAAUGGGCCCAGGACAUCAUUCUCCCAGUUUGCUUGGCAGCAACUGAAUCACACCCACUUUGGAUAAGCCGCCAACUAACCAAAUAAUAAAACAAACUAACAAAUGGCAAAAACACUCUUCUGUCUUGUAACAGUCUCUCCACACAUCAUCAGUAGAUAAUGCUUAUAUCUCAGUGAGGCUGUAAAUGGCAGAUUUAGAAAAGGCAGCAGAGAAAGUGGCAAAUGUUCCAUUCACUCCUUCCUCCAGCUGUGAGACCAUUUAGGUAAACAGAAGAAGAAAAAGUCUGCCACACUGCAUGGAAACAAAUGAUAAACUGCACAGUUAUGAGAUCUUAAAGGAGCAUCUCCCUUGUGGGUGUCCUCCAGCCCUGUUAAGACAACAACCCCCAUCGUCCCCUCCCCUGGCUGAGAGGAAGGAGAAAUGUAGUUCAACACAUCUGGAGCACACCUGGUUGAAGGGAAAGGGAUCUCGGGAGAAUCAGAUGUAUCCUUGGGCCAGAAUGAGGACAAAAGAGACCAAAGAGAGGCUGUGGCUUUGCUCUCCUCUGGUGCCCUGGGACUCAAGGGAGGAAAGAAAAUGACCAUGUUAGGCAAGCAAUGUGCUUUCCCAGGGAGAACAAAACAGGACAGAGACUCUUGUGGGAAAGGAGGAAUGGGCUCGUUGGAAUGUGGCAAGGGCACGAAGAACACUGCUCCAAGCCAGCCUGGAAGAAGCACUGUUGCUCUUUCUGCCUCAGGGAUGCCAAGACUCAGCCCCAGUUUCACAAAGUCUGGAAUAAGAGCACCACUACCUCCCAGCCAUCUCCAUUGCUGAACCCAUCUCUUUUGAGUGCCUGUGGGUUUUGAAGAGGAGAAGAGGAGGAAGGGGGGGGGGGAGAAGAUGUGGAAAUAGAAAAGGAGGAAGAAGGGAAAGAAGAAGGGGAGGAAGAAAAUGGGGAAAAGAAGAGGUGGCAGAAAAGGGGAAGGAAGCAUUCCCGACAGAUGGCCAUCCAGCCUCUGCUUAAAAGUCUCCAAAGAAGGAGCCUCCACCACACUCAGGGGCAGAGAGUUCCACUGCUGAACAGCUGCCUCUCACAGUUAGGAAGUUCUUCCUAAUGUUGAAGUGGAAUCUCCUUUUGUGUAAUUUGAAGCCAUGUGGAAGAAGAGGAGGAGGAAGAA